AUGUCCCGUUUGGACUGCGGGGUUCACGCCUUUGGACUGGGACUGUCUCCCAUUCACAUCUUCAUCGCACUUCUGACGGUCCUGGAAAACUGCAAAACAUUAGGAUUAUCACAUGAACCAGAGAGCUUUCUGCAGGAUCUGCCCCAGUAUGAAGUGGUUUAUCCCACUAGAGUGGAUGCCAGAGGUCACUUCCUGUCCAACUUCCUGUCUCACCAUGCUCGCCGUGUACAGCGGCGGGAAGCCUCAGAGGGACCAGCGGACGUGGAUCGAGUCUUCUACCAGCUGUGGCACGCGGGCCACAGUUUGCACUUUAACCUCACCCUCAACCCACACCUGCUGGCUCCGGGGUUCCUGACGGAGAGGAGGUAUGGCGGCCUGGACGGGGCCCGGAUCCGUCCUGCUGGAUCCUCCCAGUGCCAUUUCUUCGGCGAGGUGUGGGAUGAGGCCGUCGGUAAAGGAAGCGCAGCCAUAAGUACCUGUGAUGGACUGACAGGACUGUUCAAGUUGUCCGAUCAAGAGUUUUUCAUUCAGCCUCUGGAGAAGUCGAGUGAUGACACCUCGGCGCCGCAGUCCCACGCCAUCUACAAACGCCAAGCGUCCCCUCCGUCCAGGAGUCCAGUCGUACAGCCCGUCUCAGGGAAACCACCUCUCAACGGUACCUGUGGAAUCUCAAACUCCCAUCAAAGUUUUGAGGACAUUGAGAGGCAGCGUGAGCAGUGGGAACACCGGCAGCAGAGAAGAAGGAGGAGAAUUCGUCAACGCUCCGUCAGCAAAGAGAAGUGGGUGGAAACGCUGGUGGUGGCCGACCCUAAGAUGGUGGAGCAUCAUGGGAGCAAAGCCGUGGAAAGUUACGUCCUGGCUGUUAUGAACAUUGUGGCGGGUUUGUUCCGAGAUGCCAGUAUUGGAAACGCAAUAAACAUUGUGGUUGUUCGACUCAUUCUUCUGGAGCAGGAAGAGGAAGACUUAAAGAUUACACACCAUGCCGACAACAGCCUGAGCAGCUUCUGUAAGUGGCAGAAGAAACUCAACAUGAAAGGAGAGGAACACCCGCUGCACCACGACGUAGCAGUCCUGCUCACCAGGAAGGACAUCUGUGCAGCCAGCAACAAGCCGUGUGAGACGCUGGGUCUGUCCCAUGUGGCGGGGAUCUGUCAGUCACAUCGCAGUUGCAGCAUUAGUGAGGACACUGGGCUCCCGUUGGCCUUCACUGUGGCUCACGAGCUGGGACACAACUUUGGGAUUCAGCAUGAUGGCAACGGUAAUGACUGUGAACCAAUUGGGAAACGACCUUUCGUCAUGUCUCCACAGCUCCUGUACGGCACCUCCCUGCCCAGGUGGUCACGCUGCAGUCGCCAGUAUAUCACCCGCUUCCUAGAUCGCGGUUGGGGCUGGUGCCUUGAUGAUGCCCCGGUGAAGGAUCAGCUGUCUCUGAACUCGGUGCUCCCUGGGGUUCUGUACAGCUCUGCCCAUCAGUGCCGGCUGCAGUAUGGAUCAGGUUCUCUGCUCUGCGAUGACAUGGACAAUGUAUGCAGCACUCUGUGGUGCACUGUGGGAGCAACCUGCCACUCAAAGCUGGACGGGGCCGUGGAUGGGACCAGUUGUGGAGUAGACAAGUGGUGUUUUAGUGGAGAGUGUGUGGUGGUUGGACAUGAGCCAGAGAGUGUAAACGGCGGCUGGGCAUCGUGGAGCGAGUGGUCGGCCUGUUCGAGGACGUGUGGGGUCGGAGUCAAGGGCGCACAAAGAGACUGUGAUAACCCAGUACCUAAGUACAGAGGGAGGUAUUGUUUGGGAGAGAGACGGAGGUACAAGAUCUGCAACACCACCCCGUGUCCUCAUGACCUGCCCACCUUCAGAGACGUCCAGUGUGGUCACUUCAACACCGUGCCAUACAAGGGCCGGUUCUACAAGUGGGAAGCGGUCAUCAACAGAGUCAGCCCUUGUGAGCUGCACUGCCGUCCUCUGGAUGAACAUUUUUCUGAUAAAAUGCGAGACGCCGUUGCUGAUGGGACGCCGUGCUACCAAGGCAACAAAAGCAGAGACGUGUGCGUGAAUGGCAUCUGUAAGAAUUUAGGCUGUGACUAUGUGAUCGACUCCAGCGCUGUCGAGGAUCGCUGUGGGGUUUGUCACGGUAACGGCUCCACCUGUACAACUGUGAGGAGGACAUUUGAGGAGACUGAAGGACUUGGCUAUGUAGACAUUGGACUGAUCCCAGAGGGAGCCUGGGACAUCCGCAUUGAGGAAGUGGCUGAAGCUGAGAAUUUCUUGGCGCUACGAAGUGACAACCCCAACAAGUAUUUUCUGAAUGGUGGCUGGACGAUUCAGUGGAAUGGAGAGUACAAGGCAGCCGGGACGGUAUUCACCUACAAGAGGACAGGACACCUGGAGAACCUGACGUCUCCUGGGCCCACCAUGGAGCCACUGUGGAUUCAGCUUCUCUUUCAGGAGAGCAAUCCAGGAGUCCGGUACGAGUACACAAUCAGUCAAAAUGUCUCAGAGGACAAUGACAUCGCUGCGUCCGUUUUCUUCUGGAAAUAUGGUUUAUGGACUGAAUGCAGUGUGACCUGUGGAGCAGGUGUUCAGAGGCAGAUUGUUCACUGUGUGGAAAAGACAACUGGGAUAGUGGAGCAGCACUUCUGUGACCCUUUAACCCGGCCCGACCAUAACCAAACCAGCUGCAACAAGGAUCCAUGUCCAGCCAUCUGGUGGGUUGGGGAGUGGCAGAAAUGCUCGGCGACCUGUGGGAGCUCGGGCCUGACUAACAGGACAGUGCUCUGCAUCCAGGCAGUGAGUGCUGAGGAGCAGGCAGCCCUGCAGCCCAGUAAAUGUGAACACAUACCCAAACCUGAGUCCUUAUCCUCCUGCAACACACACAUCCCCUGCCCAGCAGACUGGACCACGAGCAGCUGGUCAAAGUGUUCGCUGACUUGUGGAAGCGGCGUACGUCGCCGUAAUAUCACCUGCUCUAGAAACACCGGUGUUGACUGUGACCCUCAGAAGAAGCCUCUUGCUUUUACUACCUGCAACGUCCAGGACUGUCCACUAGUGGUGGAUAAUUUUGGAGGCGUCGACUGGUCUGGAAGUGGCUGGUCGAGCAAAGAAGUGCUGAAUGAAAUCAACUCCAUACCUCAAGUCAAACCCCCUCCCAAACACAGCACCACCAGAGCCCAGCCAAGAAAUAGUAAUAAUCACCUCGACAUCGUUGUCGAGGGAGAUUUUCACUAUCACAAUAACCUUGAAAAUAUCGAUCACUCUCCGGAAAACAGUGUUCAAGUUGAUGAUUUUUACUACGACUACAAUUUUAUCAACUUCCAUGAAGACUUGUCGGAUGACUUUGACAGCGAGGGGAAGGAUUCGGGGGACAGUCACGGAUCCAAGCCGACCCGCAGAGUGGAAGAAAGUGAAACCACAAGAGCUCCUUCAGACAUUUUUACAUCUCCAAACGCCACCGCCUACACUUUGAAAACUGACGAGGUACAGAACACAAAUCUGGGUAAUACAAAGGAUAAUGGAGAUGCAGCAACAAAGGAGUCAAUGCAAACGAAUUUUGAAAAUUUGAAUGACCUUCUGUCUGAGGAUUAUCUUCUUCCUGUGUCCACCACUCGCUCACCGCUGUUGUCUACAUCUCCUUCACAAACACUUGAAGAGACACACCAGGUAGAUGUAGAGAGUCCAGAACCUGAUGGCUCUCCCACGCCAACAACUAUAAUUCAGGUUCAAACUGAAGUCCAGCUGGACCAAAGUGCUUCAGAAAUACCUCAAACAACCAGUCAAUCAACAACCACGUUCACAUUGGAGGAUCUGUACUUGGAUCAGACUCAUUUUGAUAGAGUUUAUGCCACUAGCGAUGUUAAUUCAUGGGAUACAGACCUUGACCUCAGUACAACCUCACUUCCUGCCUCGGAGGCCUCCACUCCUCCCCCAGUUCCCGAUCUUCCGGUCUCAGGUAACCGAGAGGCCUCUAGUGACUCCACGCAGUCAACUGGAACAGAAACCAUAUCUCCCACAAUCCUUGAGGGAUUCACUCAGCCUUCUACAGCUGAUUUCCUGCCAGCUACAUGGAAACAGAUACCGACACAACCCACCUUCACUGAAAGAACUGGAACGUAUUCCGCAUCUCAAGCGCCAUCGUCGGAUUCGGCUGAUUUUGACUACAACGAAAUAGUGGUUCCCCCGAUGGUGAGGAACAGCGGCAGCACUGAUCAGAGCCCCUCAUACCGGCUUCCGACAAAUGGGGUGCCCACUCCUCAGCAUGUCACUACACCAGUACAACACAUGGAAGCACCAACAACUGCUGAGCCCAUUAUCCCAACCCAUCCACCUCUUCUUUGGCCUCCUCCAGUGCCGACAUCUGCCCCAACUUCAGCCUCCACACAAGUCGCUACUGCUUCCUACUGGGUCACCGGCAACUGGAGCGCUUGCUCCACCAGCUGUGGUCUGGGUGCCAUCUGGAGGACUUUGGCUUGCAGUACUGGCUCUGACUCUGACUGCGAUCCUGCCAAGAGGCCUGCGCCAGCCCAGAGAUGUUACCUUCGGCCCUGCUCCACAUGGAAAGUAGAGGACUGGAGUAAGUGCUCCAAGAAUUGUGAAGGUGGCAUUAAAUCACGAGAGGUCCACUGUUUUGACCUGCGGAAUCAAAGGCCCCUACGACCUUUCCACUGCCGGGCCAUGUCCUCAAGGCCACACACCCAAACGACCUGUAACCUUCAGCCAUGUCUCGACUGGUACACCUCCUCCUGGGGACAGUGCUCUGAGGUGUGUGGGGGAGGAGAGCAGCAGUGUAUGGUCACUUGUCCAGAGGAAGAUCGAUGCGACGAGGACCUCCAGCCCAGCAACAUCCAAUCAUGUAAUAGCCAUCCGUGUGCUCAGUGGCUAACAGGAUCAUGGGGACAGUGUUCGGCUUCCUGCGGUGGCGGAGUUCAGCAUCGACUCAUCAAAUGUGUGAACACAAAGGCUGAGACAGACGAAGAGGUGGAUCAAGCUCAAUGUGACCAUGAGCUCCACCCUGAGAGCACCCAGAAGUGUAACCUGCAGGAGUGCGAGAAGGCCGCCUCUGGAGCAGUUUGCCUUCGCGACCGGCUAACCUUUCGUUUCUGUCAGACUCUCCGCUGGCUCGGCCGUUGCCACUUGCCCAACGUGCGAGGACAGUGCUGCAAAACCUGCAGCCAGCGUUUCCGCUCCAGCAGCAGCAGCACGUCUCGCCGCUGAGCUGCAACAAAAGUAACCGCUCAUCAACAGGAACACUGGUGACAUUUAAAAGCACCAUUUCAAGUCAACAAUCUGAGCCCUUUAACUGAUUUCUUCACCACUACAGACUAAUUCUGAAUUAGUCCCACUCCAAAGCUCUGCAUGUUUGUUCUGGUGGUUUUAUUA
This is a messenger RNA of Anoplopoma fimbria (sablefish), 5370 nucleotides long. RefSeq names its product A disintegrin and metalloproteinase with thrombospondin motifs 7. The coding region runs from base 1 to 5205 and encodes 1734 amino acids. NCBI's taxonomy places the organism in Eukaryota, Metazoa, Chordata, Actinopteri, Perciformes, Anoplopomatidae. Gene Ontology annotation, cellular component: extracellular matrix. The transcript is spliced from 25 exons. Gene Ontology annotation, biological process: proteolysis; extracellular matrix organization. Gene Ontology annotation, molecular function: metalloendopeptidase activity. The record is from RefSeq and is a predicted model, not a curated record.